AUGCAUUCUCGACUUCUCCGUCUUCUCACUCGAAACUCGGCGAUUUUGAAGCAAACCUCGUCGUCUGUCUGGAGUGUCGUCGUUUCUGUCCCGAGCAACGCUCAGCUUGCUCAGCUGUUUGAGAGCGCUGAAACUGUUGAGAUGGUUAAGGUAAUCUAUGACAAAGUUACUGGCAGGAGCAGAGGUUUUGGGUUUGUGACAAUGUCUACUGCUGCUGAAGUUGAGGCAGCUGCUCAGUAG
Eruca vesicaria subsp. sativa (arugula) is the source of this 240-nucleotide messenger RNA. The record is from the annotation of a GenBank genome assembly. NCBI's taxonomy places the organism in Eukaryota, Viridiplantae, Streptophyta, Magnoliopsida, Brassicales, Brassicaceae.